AAAUGCGCUUUUCGUCUUUUCUGGGCGUGGUCAGGGCCCGCUCUGCCCCUCAUCCUCGGGCUGUCUCUGGGCUGCAGCCUGAGCCUGUUGAUGGUGUCCUGGACGCAGGGGGACGCCGACGACUCGUGCGGGGAUGAGCUGGCCAACGGGAGGCUUCACAUGGGCCGAGGGGAUGCCCAGAGGGACUCCAGGGACGGAGGUGGGGAUGAAGACUUCCAGCCUCGCGUCGUGCCCUAUCACAAGGACCCCAACAAGCCGCACAAGAAGGUCCUCAGGACUCGUUACAUUCACACUGAACUGGGCAUCAGGGAGCGACUGCUGGUGGGCGUGCUGACCUCCCGGGCCACCCUCAACACGCUGGCCGUGGCGGUGAAUCGCACAGUCGCCCACCGCUUCCACCGCACCUUCUUCUUCACGGGCCUGCGCAGCCCCAAGGUGCCUCACGGCAUGACCGUGGUCGCCCACGGCGACGACCGCCCGGUGUGGCUGAUGUACGAGACGGUCCGCCACCUCAAUCAGCACUACGGCUCCGACUACGACUGGUUCCUCUUGGCCCAGGAUGACACCUACAUGCAAGCGGAUCGGCUGUCGGAGCUGGUGGGCCACCUCAGCGCGGGUCAGGACCUCUACAUGGGCCGGGCGGAGGAGUUCAUCGGCGGAGAGGAGAAGGCGCGCUACUGCCACGGGGGCUACGGCUACCUGCUGUCCCGCAGUCUGCUGGCCCGCCUGCAGCCGCACCUCGACACCUGCCGCAACGACAUCCUCAGCGUGAGACCCGACGAGUGGCUGGGCCGCUGCAUUAUCGACUACCUGGGUCUCAGCUGCGUGGAGGUGUACCAGGAGAUGAGCUAUCGCUACUUUGAGCUCGGUAAAAACGCAGAUCCGGAGCGGGAAGACAGCAUCCAGUUUAAAACUGCCUUCACAGUCCACCCGAUAUCAGAGCCCAACCUCAUGUACCGCCUGCACAAACGAUUCAGCCAGAUUGAGCUGGAAUGGACCUACCUGCAGAUACAACAGCUGCAGGUGCAGAUCAACAACCUGAGCGACCUGACGCCAGAGGGCAAAGCUGGAGUCACGUGGCCCAUCGGGAUCAACCCCCCCUUCAAGCCGAGGACCCGCUUCGAGGUGAUAAACUGGGAGUACUUCACGGAGGAGCACAUCUACUCGUGCAUCGACAGCUCCCCCAAGUGUGAGAUAAGGGGCGCCGACCGCGCCGACGUCAGCGCGGUGCUGGAGGUCGCGGUGGAGCGCCUCAACGAGCGCUACCAGCCCCAGCUGCGUUUCCGCAAGCGGCGCCUGCUGAACGGUUACCGGCGCUUCGAUCCCACGCGCGGCAUGGAGUACGUGCUGGACCUGGCGCUGGAGGCCUACACCCAGAAGGGCCACAGCCAGGUCCUGGCCAAACGGGUGAACCUGCUGCGACCCCUGAGCGCGGUCGAGAUCAUCCCCAUGCCCUACGUGACGGAGGCGACGCGGGUGCAGGUCAUCCUGCCCGUCACCGCCCAGGAUCAGGACUUUGUGGGCAACUUCCUCGACAUGUUUGUGAUGAACACUCUGGACACACACGACAACGUGCUGCUCACCUUCCUGUUCAUCUACGACCCUUUCGAGGCGCAGCGGGUGAGCCAGACGGACGUGUUCGCCGGCAUUAAGGCCAUGAUAGGCGAAGUGGAGAAGCGCUACGGAGACGUGAAGAUCCCCUGGAUCAGCGUGAAGACGGAGGUGCCCUCGCAGGUGAAGCUCAUGGACAUCAUCUCGAAGAAGCACCCCGUGGACACGCUGUUCUUCCUGGCCGGCGUGUGGACGGAGAUCAACGCCGACUUCCUGAAUCGCUGCAGAAUGAACGCCAUCAGCAACUGGCAGGUGUUCUUCCCCAUCCACUUCCAGGAGUACAGCCCCGCCGUCAUGUACCGCGACCAGCAGCCCUCCGCCGCCUCCUCCGCCUUCGCCUCGGAGUCGCUGCGGGACGGACACUUUGACCGCCACGUCUUCGACGAGGCCUGCUUCUACAACGCUGACUACAUGACCUCACGGACCAAGAUGGCGGCCGACAUCUUGGACAACGAGGAGCUGCUGGAGAACAUGGACGUGUACGACAUAUUCGUCCGCUACUCGGGCCUGCACGUGUUCAGAGCGGUGGAGCCGGCGCUGAUCCAGAAGUACGUGCGGCGGGCGUGCAACCCGCGGUUCAGCGAGGACAUCUACCACCGCUGCGUCCUCAGCAACCUGCAGGGCCUGGGGUCCCGCUCACAUCUGGCCAUGGCCCUUUUUGAACAGGAGCAGGCCAACAGCACCUAAAAGCCGCGGGAAGACGUGAACUACAUUGUGGUACUUUCGCGAUCCGCGCACCAAAACUCACAGCCUCGUAUUUGGCAGGAAGAGGCGCGGAGCCGGAGCGUCUCGACGGCGAAAACGUGCUCUUUUCAAGCUGAAAAUGUCCUGGCUGAGUUCAUGAGUGGGACACUUGGACCUGACUCAUCUGUUCAUACUGUGACUCAGUCUCGUCUCGACUCACGAUGAGUCACCGAGGAGCGACUGAAUGGAACUACUGUUACCUGUUUUCCUGCAGUUCUUCUAACAGGAGGGACUAUAUUUAUACUUGCUAUUUUCUAAUUACAGGAGGUUGUGACUCGCGUCUUCCUGAGUGAAAAUAUUUAAAAUAAUACUGGAAACACAGUGAAGCCGUCGGCUGCCUUUUUCUUUUCUUUAUAAGAGGUAUUAAAGUGUGACAUUGCAUUCAUGCUGUGCCGUUUGUGGGAUGUGUGUGUGACCCCCCCUCCAGGUACCGACCACCUGAUAAAAAGGCCCUUUGUUGACGUUGUAUUCUGAUUAACAUGAUAUUUCGGUUUGCCUGUCCGGCGCCUGGAGGCAGUGAACAGUUUGUUCCACAGCAGCCCCCCCCCCCCCCCCCCUCCUCCACCGCCUCGGCUCCCCGCGUUGAGUCAGCGGCCUCCCCUGUUUUUUUUCACGAGCACCCUGUGCGGCGUCUUUGGGCACGGGGGGGGGGAGGGUGAACCCGGUGAGCCCAGGAACAAGCUGAAAGGCUCACUUCACACAGCCCCCCUCAGACGACGUCGCCGAGGCCCCCCCCAACCACAAAAACGUAGGCAGCAGCAGGGUGAAAGAGGCUCUUUCUGAGGCGGGGGCAUGGCUGCAGUCAGCGUUACAUCGCCGGGGCCUCCACCUGCUCCCUGGUGGCCAACAACAAAGGGCCUGUGUGCCGCCGCCUGAGGAAGGGAAACGUGUCGGCCAGCAACGGGCCGAGCGCGGGGUCAACACGUGGCUCGCCGUACGGAGCGCCAGAGGGUUCCGUUAGCGGAAGCUGGUUCAGGGGAGUUGAAUUUGCUUUAUACGCAGUGGAUCGCUGCUGUGGUGGAAAAUAAUAAAAAGAUCUAUUGUUGAGUAAUGUUGCCCUUUGGAUGUUUGGGAGUUUUAUCAUUUGCCCAUUAUUAAAAGAUUAGUUAAUACACUUGAA
This is a messenger RNA of Gasterosteus aculeatus aculeatus (three-spined stickleback), 3475 nucleotides long. RefSeq names its product chondroitin polymerizing factor 2 (gene chpf2). Gene Ontology annotation, cellular component: Golgi cisterna membrane. Gene Ontology annotation, molecular function: glucuronosyl-N-acetylgalactosaminyl-proteoglycan 4-beta-N-acetylgalactosaminyltransferase activity. NCBI's taxonomy places the organism in Eukaryota, Metazoa, Chordata, Actinopteri, Perciformes, Gasterosteidae. The record is from RefSeq and is a predicted model, not a curated record.